Colletotrichum destructivum is the source of this 1441-nucleotide messenger RNA. RefSeq names its product Putative porphobilinogen deaminase. NCBI's taxonomy places the organism in Eukaryota, Fungi, Ascomycota, Sordariomycetes, Glomerellales, Glomerellaceae. Gene Ontology annotation, biological process: heme biosynthetic process. The record is from RefSeq and is a predicted model, not a curated record. The coding region runs from base 235 to 1281 and encodes 348 amino acids. The transcript has a single exon. Gene Ontology annotation, molecular function: hydroxymethylbilane synthase activity. Gene Ontology annotation, cellular component: cytoplasm.
CCCCUCCAUCCCCCCCCGCCAUCGCUUUGCUCUACCAAGCUGUCCUCCAAGAGCGACAAAACCCGGCCCAACACCAGUAGCAUCUCUCGAUACACCACACGACAGACUGCAGUCCGUUUGUGCAAUUGACCUUGGACGACUCGAAAACCCCUUCCGUCGAAAUCGCUGAGCCGACAACACAACAUCCUUCGGUCUACCACCACCAAAGAAAAAGGAGGGGGGAAAAAAAAGAAGAUGGCCGCCGUUACGUCCACCACCGAAAGCGGCGCCAUCCAUGUCGGCACGCGCAAGUCGGCGCUGGCGAUGAAGCAGACCGAGAUCGUCGUCGAUGGCCUCUCCAAGGCGCGACCGGACGUCUCGUUCGAGGUCCACAGCAUGCAAACCCUGGGCGACAAGGACCAGAUCACGGCGCUAUACAACUUUGGCGGCAAGGGCUUGUGGACGUCGGAGCUCGAGGCCAAGCUCGUGGCCAAGGAGCUCGACAUCAUCGUCCACUCGCUCAAGGACAUGCCGACGACGCUCCCGGACGGCUGCACCCUCGGCUGCGUCACCAAACGCGAGGACCCGCGCGACGUUGUCGUCUUCAAGGCUGGCCUCGCCGAGGAGCACGGCUGGAAGGGCCUCGCCGACCUGCCCGACGGCUGCGUCAUCGGCACCAGCAGCGUGCGCCGCAUCGCCCAGCUGAAGCGCCGCUACCCGGGGCUGAAGUUCGCCGAUGUGCGCGGCAACAUCGAGACGCGCCUCCGCAAGUGCGACGACCCGGAGGGCCCCUUCUCCGCCAUCAUCCUCGCCGCCGCCGGCCUGCUGCGCAUGAACUACGGCGCCCGCAUCUCGCAGUUCCUCGACUCGGAGAACGGCGGUACCCUGCAUGCCGUCGGGCAGGGCGCCCUGGGCAUCGAGGCGCGGUCGGGCGACGAGCGUGUGCUGAGUGUGCUCAGGGAGCUCGAGGACAAGCCGACGAUGCUGGCCUGUGUCGCGGAGCGGAGCGUCAUGCGCACGCUCGAGGGAGGAUGCAGCGUGCCGAUCGGCGUCGAGACAACCUGGGUCGAGGACGGCAAGAAGCUGCGGCUCAAGGCGACGGUGGUGCACGUCGACGGCACGAACGGAGUGGACGCGGAGAGGACCGAGGCGGUCAAGACCGCAGAGGAGGCAGACGAUUUUGGCAAACUGGUGGCACAGGACCUGGUGGAUGGAGGAGCACAUGGGAUCCUCGACGACGUCAACCAAGUACGGCCGGGCAAACAAACGGCGACGGAAGCGACCAUCCCGUCUUCAUCCUAACGACGCUGGCUGGCACGGUAUGAAACCAGAAAUAGACUGUCUCCCCCGAUCAUUGCACACAGUAGACACUGAAACUCUUGAUGACCAUCAUAUUGCUCUAUAUGGGUCUGAACCGCAAACUUUAAAUAAAAGUGCACACCCGCUUGGUGUGAGAUUCCCU